GGAAGAAGCUUGAACAACUGAACAUAGCAUCAACACAGCAACGUUACUGCAACAGUAGCAGCAGCAUGACGAUGUUCAACGCCAUCAACAUGAACAUGAUGAACAUGAAGAUCAUCUCACCGUACAGGAACAAGCAGCAGACGUCACCGGUUUCGACGCUGGAUGGUGCGGCGGCGCGUGGGAGUCCGAGAUCGGCGGAGGAAGAAGAAGAAGAGAGGGUAAUUGCGGAGAAAGGGUUCUAUUUGCAUCCAAUUAGCCCUUUGUCUUCAGCCAACACUCCAAGAUCAAGAGGAUCUGAUCCACCUCAACUCUUACCUCUCUUCCCUUUGCAUCCCAGUUCUCAUAGCUCAUGACACACCUUUCUCAAUAUAUUACAUCUAUCAUUGCCAAGCUUAAAUCUCCUCAGCUAAAUGGUUCCCCAGAUCUGAAGCUUUUGACACAGCUCAUUGCAUCCAUCCAGAAAAGAAAUCAUAGAACUUGUUUGACAACCCAGAUUAGAGAAAAUCUGCAGCCCAUGGAGGGUACCAAUGUCAACUUAGUUGCCAUUCUUUGUCUUGGGGAUUUGAUAAAUCAGUGGUGUUUAAUUUAUCCAUUAGACAUGGUAAUGGAUGCAUCAUCUCUUGGAGAACAUAUAGAAUGUGCAAAGGUUAUCACCUUUACAUUCUCUGCUUGACCAAUGAUUACUUCAAUGAUGAAUGUCGCUGAGAUCUAGGGUUUUAAACUUUAAACUUUUGAUUCAGCCCCAGGAAUAGGUCAGCCAAGGUGAACCUGAAGAUUUUUCUGAUUAUCAUUUUUUUCAUGCCAAAAUAUAAUUCCCCUUCAACUGAAACCAUUGCACUUGCUCUUUCUUUCCUAUUUGAUGUUGACAAAGACUCUGAAGAACAGCCUCCGGUGAUCUGCAACGGUAAAGAAUUCAUCAACGGGAGUUUAUUGAACAUGUCGCGUAG
Messenger RNA from Arachis duranensis, 947 nucleotides. RefSeq lists its product as uncharacterized. The transcript has 3 exons. The record is from RefSeq and is a predicted model, not a curated record. NCBI's taxonomy places the organism in Eukaryota, Viridiplantae, Streptophyta, Magnoliopsida, Fabales, Fabaceae. Bases 350 to 673 code for a protein of 107 amino acids.